Messenger RNA from Symbiodinium sp. CCMP2592, 288 nucleotides. The record is from the annotation of a GenBank genome assembly. NCBI's taxonomy places the organism in Eukaryota, Dinophyceae, Suessiales, Symbiodiniaceae.
AUGAGCUUGGAUGAAGCUCGGAGACAUGCCCUCGGUCAUCGCCUGGAGAUGGUGUUCUUUUGCCUGAGUGGGGCAAGUUUCAUGCUUCUUCUGCCCAACGUCAGUGCGCAUCAUCCGCCAUGGAACGGGUGCUAUCAGCGUCUCGGAGAUGGAGGUCAAGGCCUCCAGCGACUCUUAGCCGCUGCCGGUCACUGUGCCCGCAAAGACUUCUCGGGGCUAUGGUGCUUACAACAGACCCCCAAAAGCCAGAUGAAGCCCCCUCAGCUCGACUUCAAAGCGAUCGUAUAA